GUCGCUGGUUACAGCAGUCGAGCCAAGCUGUUUUCCCUGGUUUGUUCAGUUUUAAUCCACGAUCUAGAUUUGCAGAAGACAGGAAGCUUGCAGUGAUAUACUGAAGCGCUCCAGCAGUGGAAGAUGACUGCAGGUUCGAUUGUUGCGCCUCAGAUCAUUCCUAUAAGAGUUCCCCUGCCUGGGCAGGCAAAGCACCAGGUAGAUACCAUCACACCCAUAGAGAUAAAGUCAGAUACUCCCGAUGUCAAUAUAUACUACACCUUGGAUGGCACUAAACCUGAGGUGCUGAAGAAACCAGGUUAUGGGGAGAACAGUACAUUAAAAUACCGGGGGCCUAUAAGGCUGCCUGAAGGCAAAGUAGCAGUGAAAGCUUUGGCAGUCGCCAGUAAUGGCAAGGAGAGUGCAGUUGUCACCAAGUUCUUUGUCGUGGAUUAUAUUCAGCCUAACCCUUUGCCCUCCACUGAAGACGAUGAACACAAUUUCAUCAAAGAAUAUGCCAAAGAGCUAUCCAUACAGGAGUCUCAGGAAGGCAUGGCCACCACUGGAGGUGGGCUGAAGAUGCGGAUGAACCGGGAAGUGGAAACAGCCUGGGAUGAGACAACUCGAAAAUAUCAAGCCAUGACGAUCGAGGGCAGCAGCACCCACAAGUCCCCUAAGGGCCCUCGCUUUCUCAGCUCCCGCCUUGGCACCCCGUCUCAUGAUCAACAUCCGAACCCCGCCCCACAGACUCACAGGUUACAGACUGCUUCAUCCAUAGACAGCGCUCGUAAAAGUUUAACCAGCACUCAGAUCCUGCGAAUCCAAAGAGAAACGGACUUCCUCAGGUGUGCACACUGCUUAGCUCCCCGCCCCUCAGACCCUUUUGCCCGCUUCUGUCUUGAAUGUGGUUCCCCAGUGCCACCAAUUCCAGGGAAGCAGCUCCCACCCACUGAAGGAGGGCAGAUGGGAUUAUGCGUUGAGUGCAAAACUAUGGUUCCAAUGAACACCUCAGUAUGCAUAGUCUGCGAGGCCCCAAUACCACCCCAGCUGCAGCCCCAAGCCAGCAUCCGACUGAAGGACAAGAUCAUCUGCAGAUCGUGUGGAACCGGAAACCCUCUAAACCUCACGCACUGUGUCACCUGUGAGAGCAGACUGUCUGAAUCACAGAGCUCUGUGUUCUGUGGAGAGUCUGCGCCUCCUCUGCUCAGCUCAACAGGGAAGAUGCUGUCCUGUUCCAAGUGUAGCCGCAUCAACACCUCCAACGCUCGCUUCUGUGACUGGUGUGGAGCCAAGCCCGGUCCCCCCGCGAGCUACCUGACCUGCUCCAAGUGCGGGGCGAGCAGCCACCCCUAUGCCUGUGGGGUGUACCUGGAGGCCCCACCCAGGCUGGACUCCCCCAUGGGCCAGGCAAAUACCUCAGACCUGCAGACUGCUGCUGCUGCCACUUGGCAGCCCCUGAGCAUCCCACUGCCCAGGCCAAAUGCACAGCAGGCUGGGAAAGUAGACCAGCAAACCCAGACUGUCGGCCUGUUUUACCCCUCCGGCAGAAUCCUGGAGAAGGCGGCACAGGACAUCAUUGAGAAGAAGGAGAAGCAGGAGCAGAUGAGAGAUCGCAAGCCUCUCGUCACUGCUGUCAGCCCUGGCAGAGGUUACUGGAGAAAGCAACUGGAUCACAUCUGUGCUCAUCUUCGAAGCUACACUCAAAAUAACACAGAGUUCAGAGCCCUGAUCGCAGAGCCCCGUAUGGGAAAGAUGAUUUCAGCAGCAGUUCAUGAAGAUAAUUAUGAAGUUAGCCUGAGGAUAAAUUUUGUUUUGGCUGAUGACAAGAACGUCCUGACAGGAAAGCCGCACAAGCUGUUGGAGAAUAACUAUCUGAGCAGCGUGACAGAGGGGAGAAGCAGCCUCUACAGCAGUCACACCAGUCUAGUGAGUGAGAACAGCGCUGAGGGUGCAGGCGUCGGAAAGAAAAAUAAAAAGAUAAAGAAGAAAAGGAAGGUAUUGGAGAGAGAAGACAAACUACCUCCUGAGGACAGGCAGCUCCUGAAGGAAGUGGGUCCUGGUGGGAAAGGGAGGAUCUCCACAGUACAGCAGCUCCUUGAAGAAGGAGCAGACCCCAACUGUCUCACCAAUGACAAUCGACCUGCUUUAACAGUGGCUGUACUGAACAGGCACCAUGAGGUGAUCCCUGUUCUUGUUCAGACAGGGGCAGAUACUGACCAGCAAUCAGGAAUAGUGAAUAACACGGCCCUCCACGAGGCGGCUUCACUUGGAAACCAAGGAUUGCAGUGUGCUGAAACAUUACUGGGCUGUAAUGCAAGUAUUAAGAAAAAGAACGACAAAGGAUUUACUGCUUACGAUCUGGCUGUGAAGACUGGCUAUGAACCUCUCAUUUCCCUGUUUGCUGCAAAAAUGGGCCAGGGGAUGCUGGACAAACUUUCCAAGCCCCGGAAUGUUAAUUCAGAUGGAUUUUAGCUGUCCUGGACUAAUGCAGUAAUACUAAAAGAGCUAAACUCCUUCUUAAUGUGUGAAGAUUUGUUUUCGUAUUACUUCAUGUCCCGAGGUAAUACAGCCGCCUUUUUUAUUUGUUUUGUUCUUUGUAACAUUGAUUGGUGACUCAGCAGGUCAGCAGCUCUGUUGGUUGUUUGCUUAUGAUUGUGGUUAAGUGGUUGAAACAGAGGGGUGGAGGAUGUUAAGGGGAAAAAUAAAUCAGUCUUUGUCUGAUGGCAGAUUCUGAAAAUGUCAAUUAGGUGAAUAUUGUUAUUCCAGUCUGCAGAAUGCAUUACCUUUUUGCCAAACACACCCACAUCAUACAUCAUUAGAAGUGACAAUAAAACAAAAAAGAUUAUUGAUGUAUUUAUUACUGAAGUGAGAUACACAACAAUUAGUCAGAAUAAAAAUGUGUUUUUUUUAGUUUUCUUUUCAUUUUGUACCAAAUUUCAAUUGCUGUGCCUAUGCUGAAAUAUAUUAAAUCCUAAAGCAAUACAUAAAUUGGAUUACAGGUUGAUCAAAUAAGCAAUGUAGACCUUUGCUAAACAUCUCUUAAAAAGCAGGUGAAAUAAAUGCAUUAAAUUUGGGUUUAUUGUAUUUCUGUGUGUGUUCUGUGCCAUGCUUUUUUUUCUAAUACAGCCAUUUUACAAUACAGGUUUUAUUUUCAGUGCUAUAUAACGAAGUGGGAAUUCUGUGUGUUUAGUUUUUUAUUAGCAUGCACAAGUAGCUGCAGUUCAUUAAUUCAUUAAUUCAUUGCAUUUCGUGGUGCCGUUGUGACAGCAUGUUGCACACAUGGUCUGUCUGUAUACAUAUAAGUUUUAUCUGCUGUCCAAACAACUAUCUUAAGUGGUAACGGCCAUAUGUGAUUAUUUUCUUUGCCUGUCUUCAUUCUCACCCCAAAACUUAACACAACAUAGAAAACAAAAAAUGUUUUAAUAGCAAAUUCAUCACACCCCAAUAGAACAGUUGCUGGUGUUUACAUGAAAGUAAAGCAUGAAUGAAUGUAUGAAAACUUUACAGAACAAAGACCUCUACACACCGGAGUGAACGUGUCGUACGACACCAUAACCAAAAAAAUAAAACAGGUAUUUUUGAUACAAGCCGUUUAUACUGAAGCAAUGCAAAAAAAAUAGUAUUGGUGUCUAUUUUAGCGAUUUUGUCGCGCGGCAGCUAGGGAACUGACCAAUGAGGAACAGCUUCCCUUGCGUGCCUUUGGUAAACAACGGUGGAAGAAAAGAUCAUUCUUGCAGAUCAAAAUACCCGGAGCUGUACAAUAAAGGACACAAAAAUUAUAACGACACGGCAAUGAGGAAGAACAUCUGGCAGUCCAUUUCCAGGGAACUGUAUAGAGCUGGUGUGUAUGAUUCAUUUACCUUUACUGAAAUAAGUA
Messenger RNA from Polyodon spathula (Mississippi paddlefish), 3856 nucleotides. RefSeq names its product double zinc ribbon and ankyrin repeat domains 1 (gene dzank1). NCBI's taxonomy places the organism in Eukaryota, Metazoa, Chordata, Actinopteri, Acipenseriformes, Polyodontidae. Gene Ontology annotation, biological process: eye photoreceptor cell development. Gene Ontology annotation, molecular function: protein binding. The record is from RefSeq and is a predicted model, not a curated record.